GUCUCGUCCUUUUUUUCUCUACCCCAGCGAGAGCAGCAUUGUCUUGGGCUUGACUCCUGCUACGGACAAGCACUCGGCGUACGAAGCGAGAUUUUGCUUGCACCAAUACUCAGGCGACCACCUCCAUACCAUUCCAGCGCGCCUUGCGAUUCACGAGAUCACGGCCUCGAGUUACAUCCCAGCCUUGUCACAACAGAUCACCAUCGUACCGUACCGAAGCUUCUUGACGACUACGCUGCCCAUAUCUACCGAUUGCAGUCUGAUUGCCCGGCUCGCGGCUGUCCCAUCUACGAAAGUUGUCAACCUCGAGAGGCAACUCGAACUCGCCUAGUGUGACAGGUCACGUUCAAGACGACCUGCUCGCACGAACGAGCAAGAGCACACAUGUGAUUGAUCAUGGCCGAGAUGGAUAACCUCAGGACGGCAUCCUUGUACAUCAAUAACCAGCUUCUUUCACGAGGCCUUCUGCGAGAUGGCCAGAGUAUCGACUUCGCAAACCCAGGGGCCGACCCGGGCGGCUUAGCUGCCGCCAUGGGCCGGAUCAUGAGCGUAGUCAACGAUUUGAUCUUGAAGAGAGACCGCGAUGCCGAGCAUCGCGAAUCGCUCUCUAGCACUCUCCGCACACUACGGGCCGAGACCCUUCGACAAACCACCGACUACACGCGGCAGGCGGACAAGCUGGCCGAUGCCCAGCGGCGGCUCGACAGCGCUGAUUCAACAGAGCGGGCGAUGCGCACGCAGCUCAAGACGGCCGAAGCCAACAUCCACAAAAUGAAGGACGAGAUGCACAAGAUGAAGACGCUCGUGGCGCAGACACGGUCCUCCUGUGCCAACGAAGUGCGCAAACGCGACCGGCAGAUCGAGGCGCUCAAGAAGACGGUCACCGAGGCUGCGCGGGUGCGCGGCGGUGCGCGCAGUCGCGACGUCGUCACGAUCAGCGUGACAGGGGACUUUGGGGCCGAGAGCAGUGGCGCGCCUGCUGGUGCCACCUCCGAGGCCGAGUACAGCUUGCGCAUGGAGACGAACGAGUUCCUGACCCGGCUUGCAAGGGGCCUGAGCGAGGAAAAUGAAGGGCUAGUCAAUAUUGUGCGACAGACUGUGGACAGUCUAAGGGAGAUGGGUGGCCUGGAGGCCAGCUUGGGCAGCAGCACAUCGGGCAAAGGCGCCGAGGAGCUCGCUGCGGAGCUCGAGGGGAUCAUGGACCACCUACGCAACAUCCUCACGAAUCCGUCCUUUGUGCCGAUCGAGGAGGUGGAGAUGCGUGAUGAGGAGAUUAACCGCCUGAGGGCAGGUUUCGAGAAGAUGGAGAUGCGAUGGAAGGACGCGGUCAGAAUGAUUGACGGCUGGCGCCGCCGCAUGGGUUCGGGUGGCAAAUCGGUCGAUAUGGAGGAGCUCAGUAUGGGCUUGAGACUCAGUCCCGUGCGCAUCCGGGACAUUGUCGAGGGCGAGCCGAGUCGAUCAGAGGCUAUGGAGCUCUCCUGUGUGCAGGAAGAAGAGGAGGAGGAGGAGGAGGAGGAGGUAGUCAAGAAGCACACCCCAUCUCGUGCGUCCCCGCCGAGACUUCAGCACGUCGCCUUAGCACGCACGAGGUCGCCAAGUCCUAUUGAGGACGUCCAGCAGGUCGAAGCGACAGAUCCUGAGGUUGAUGCGAUGCAGUACGAUGAGGAUGGAGUGGAGGAGGAUUCUGAUACCAGCAGUAUCUACGAGGAUGAUCUUCUCGAGGUGGAGGAGGUAGAGGAGCCCAACUUUGAGGUGCUCCAGGAGUCUACUGGCCCGGCCGUGCCAUCAUCGCCGCUGCCAGAACGACCACAGUUGAGCCCACUAAAGGACUCCUUUUCAGCCGGCAACAAGAUGCUCGGCGAAGAGCGACCGCACUUCUCACGAAAGCGCGGCGCCGGCGAUGCUUCUGCGGCUUCAGAAGAGCCGGUGAACCAGACCUCGAAGGGGCCUGUGGAAGAGGACAAGAAACGCGAAAAGCGCGAGCCUGUGCCCCCAUCCCGCAACACGAGACUCGCUGCUCGGAGAUCGCUGGAGAAGAGCGCUGAGAGUUUCGAGCUGGCGUACGAGAGCCCACACUUUGGGAAGUCGAGCGAGAAGGCUUCAGAGCUUAGGCUGUUCUCGAAGCCUGCCCCUCCUCUGACAUUGCAGGGCAAGGACAAGAGCAAGACGGCGGCGCCAGCAAGGCCGAGGACAGAGAAGACGGAGCAGCCUGCUGCUGCUCCGUCGUUUCCCAGGAAUGCCAGAAGCAGGGCUGCUGCUACCUCCAAAAAGGUAACAGCAGCCACAGAGAAGCCUGAGGGUCCUGCAGAGAAGAAGCUCAGGAGGAGUCUACCUGACUCCGAACCAGACGAGGGUGGUGGCGCGAGGCUGCAAGUACUUGUGCCGGCUGCAGCGGACAAAGUCGAGCUGGUCGCGGCGCCUACCGGCAGUGACAGCAGCAGCAGCAGCAGCAGCAAAUCAAAUGCAGUGAACCUUGGCCCAAGACCUCAGGCACUGCAACAAACUUGCAGCCCCAUCCGGCCUCAGGGAUCCCGCUUGCUACCACCGCGCAGGAGAGUCCCUGCCAUACCACAGAGCCCUCUGACCAUGGAGGCCAUUACGGCCAAGCUGGCGGCUUCCGAGCGGGAGGCGGAUGCGGCGAGGGUGCGUGCCAAGCUCAAGGCUGCGAGGCUCGGGCGUAGGGCUGGCGGUACUUCGCCGCCAGGUGCCGCAGCGUCGCCCGCGAAGAACAAGACAGCGGCAGUGGCCUCGUCAUCAUCACCACCAGCCGUAUCCGCCGCAUCACAGGAGGAACAUGAAGAGCCUGUCAAGAAGACCGUCAAGACGACCUCGUCGCCGAUCAGGAUCGUCGAGCCGGACUCGGGAGAUGACCAGGAGGCCCAUGACGCGGUGAGGGUUCAACCAGUGGUGGAGGACGGGGAUUUGCUGGACGACCUGGCUGCUCCCGAGUCUCAGGAGGAGGUGGAGCAGCAGCAUCAGCAAGGAUCAAGUCCCAAGAUCGAAGUCGUCAAGCGCAAGCGCGACAAGCGCCUGAACCAGGCGACCUCUCGCCGGGCGUCGAGGAGGCGGUCCACCCUGAGCCCGUGGGAGCUCGAGAGUCUGAUCUCGGGGAACGUUGGGCCUCCUAGUCCGACACGGGGUUGAAGAAGAAAAAAACGGCCUUGGUCUCGGAGGGACUGGUUCAUGCAUUGACCAGUUCGGGAUUGGGAAUAGAUAGGCGAAGGCAUGGGCCCGGGGCGUUUGGGAAGGGCGGGAAGUGUUCUUUAUUGGCAGGAGUUCGUUGUGUAGAAUAAUAUACCAUUGUUUGUUGUUGCUG
Molecule: messenger RNA, 3316 nt
Organism: Microdochium trichocladiopsis
Lineage: Eukaryota; Fungi; Ascomycota; Sordariomycetes; Xylariales; Microdochiaceae
Product: Afadin and alpha-actinin-binding-domain-containing protein
Exons: 2
Coding region: 397-3144 (915 amino acids)
Source: RefSeq, a predicted model, not a curated record